Molecule: messenger RNA, 783 nt
Organism: Balaenoptera musculus (blue whale)
Lineage: Eukaryota; Metazoa; Chordata; Mammalia; Artiodactyla; Balaenopteridae
Gene: HPCA
Product: hippocalcin
Exons: 4
Coding region: 202-783 (193 amino acids)
Molecular function (GO): calcium ion binding
Source: RefSeq, a predicted model, not a curated record
GAGGCGGGGUAGGGGGCGUGCCUGCCCCCCAAGACCUCAGGGACUGGAGGAGUGGGCGCUGCCCCCUCUCUGAAGAGCUCAGUUAGUUCCGGAGUUGAGGCGCAGGUGCAGGGAGGGUACCUAUCGAGCCGCCCAGGAUCCGAUUUCCGCCCUCGGAGUGACUUGCGGCUCCAAGCCCAGGUGGGAUUUGGCUUGGUGGCCAUGGGCAAGCAGAACAGCAAGCUGCGGCCCGAGAUGCUGCAGGACCUGCGGGAGAAUACAGAGUUCUCAGAGCUGGAGCUGCAGGAGUGGUACAAGGGCUUCCUCAAGGACUGCCCCACAGGCAUCCUCAACGUGGAUGAGUUCAAGAAGAUCUACGCCAACUUCUUCCCCUACGGUGACGCCUCCAAGUUCGCGGAGCAUGUCUUCCGCACCUUUGACACCAACAGCGAUGGCACCAUCGACUUCCGGGAGUUCAUCAUCGCGCUGAGUGUGACCUCACGGGGCCGCCUGGAGCAGAAGCUCAUGUGGGCCUUCAGCAUGUACGACCUGGACGGCAACGGCUAUAUCAGCCGUGAGGAGAUGCUGGAGAUCGUGCAGGCCAUUUACAAGAUGGUUUCGUCCGUGAUGAAGAUGCCGGAGGACGAGUCGACCCCGGAAAAGAGGACUGAGAAGAUCUUCCGCCAAAUGGACACAAACAACGACGGCAAGCUGUCCUUGGAGGAGUUCAUCCGCGGGGCCAAAAGCGACCCGUCCAUCGUGCGUCUGCUGCAGUGCGACCCCAGCAGCGCCUCCCAGUUCUGA